AUGGUGGUCAAGUACGUCCUAAAACUUCAGCAACUCUUCUUAAAAGUUGGUGGUACCAUUGUCAAGGACUCCAAGAAACAAGACUGGGAGAACGGUCCUCUUGUGCACCUGGAUGUUGGCCAAAAGAGCUUCGACAACGAGAACGACGCGAACAGUCUGUACUACAUGCCCGCCCAGAAACAGAGCACUCUUGAUGAACACGUGUCAUACUUGUUGCUAGUCGCCUUGAAUGAGGACAGGAAUGAAUUCAGGAGGAUUGGUGUGGCGGUGACGGCUGAGGUUGAAGAGAUCGAGAUCCUGAACAGGUCAACACAGGACAAGCCGCAAGGACAGGGGGCGCACCCGGAUAGUAACAGUGAUAAACGAUUCAACAAUGACACAAUCGAUUUGGGGUCCUCGGAUGGUACGGUACCUGAGCGCAACUCGAAUAAAUACCAAUUCGAGCAAAGACUGCAUGCCCUGAGAGCUCAAAACCAAGAUCUUCGUGACCGAUUCAGAGCAAGCAAGGAAAGAACCAAGAAAAAAGAACAUGUUCUGGAACUGAAGCUGCAAGAGAAGAAGUUGCUUCUAGAGUCCAUCAAGAGAUCUUGUAUCAAGAAGCGGAACUCUACAUCUACGCAGGCCAUCCGGCAAGACUUUGCAGAUGGCAUCAGAGCUCGAGCCUACCAGAAACUCAACGGCAUGAUGCAGAAUGAGGAUUUUAACACUAGUGGAUACAGAGACCUCGACGAUACAGGCAUACCCGACCUGCAGGCGUACGCACAGAAAAUGACGGUAUCCAACAGAAACGCGACAUGCCGACAGAUUCUGACCAAACUCUGGGUCCUGCUCACAUCCAUAUCAUGCUGGGUAACAGGCCAUGACCUUGUCCGAGCAGGCUUAGACGUCAAGUCAAUCGAGAAGCAUCUUCAAGAAGAAGCCAAGAAGCUUCAAAUGAGCAAUAUCUAUAACAAGUUCGACGCUCUUGUUGCCCACGCAGCAACCGAUGCAACCCGCCGUGCCGCGAGUUGGUUUCCAGACCAAAAAGCACGCGGUUAUAAGCCUGGAACAUUCAAAGCCAUCUGCAGAAAGAAGGGACUUCAUACUAUUCGUGGUCGCCCGGCCAUCGACCUGCACCAAGAGCUUGUCAAGCCCAUUCAUUCCGGCAUUCAACAAGAUUGGUAUGCUGCAUUCCACCUUCACAUACCGUUCAUCCUCCAGGAUUUCAUUGGCCAAUUUGUGCAACACCAGCAAGAUUUUCACCAAGCAGUUGCGAAGAAGUACGAAACUAACAGCAACAUGGCAAUGGCUCUGAACGCUCUCAACAACCCCAAUGGGGCAGUAAGACAGAAUAUUGUGGGACUCUUGAUGUAUAUCAACAAGGCUAUCGACUCUCGGAAGAGCAACGCCUCUCAAGCAGCCACUCCCCCGAUUGCAGAGGCCAUGGAAACUGUAUAUGAGCAAUGCCACGGAAGCAAAGCUAAGAUGCAGAGGCUGGUCAAAGCACACAUCGAAGAAAUCAAGAGAACGGUCUUUCGAAAGUCUGUCGAUGCGAUGCAGGAGCAUCUUCAGAACAUGGAUAGAUACGUCGCGAAGGAGCUGGAGACCGCGAUGAAUAAGACCCACGACAAUGUUUACCGGACUUACUCGAACGCUUUGCUUCACAGCAACAAGAAGGUCAAUUUGUCUCCUGAAGAGGUGAAGCUCAAGAACCGGCUCUCCGUCAUUCUCAAGAGCGUAGAAUCUCGGUUCAAGGCCGAAGAGUGA
This is a messenger RNA of Colletotrichum spaethianum, 1746 nucleotides long. RefSeq lists its product as uncharacterized. NCBI's taxonomy places the organism in Eukaryota, Fungi, Ascomycota, Sordariomycetes, Glomerellales, Glomerellaceae. Bases 1 to 1746 code for a protein of 581 amino acids. The record is from RefSeq and is a predicted model, not a curated record. The transcript has 5 exons.